This is a messenger RNA of Aspergillus ochraceoroseus IBT 24754, 1462 nucleotides long. RefSeq names its product putative protein kinase. The transcript is spliced from 4 exons. Bases 60 to 1274 code for a protein of 404 amino acids. Lineage: Eukaryota; Fungi; Ascomycota; Eurotiomycetes; Eurotiales; Aspergillaceae. Gene Ontology annotation, biological process: spliceosomal complex assembly; regulation of mRNA processing; protein phosphorylation. Gene Ontology annotation, molecular function: ATP binding; protein kinase activity. The record is from RefSeq and is a predicted model, not a curated record.
GAACAAGCGUAAAACAUUAAUCUAUCUAUAUAUUCUCAAUCUACCACUGAAUCUUAAAUAUGAAUCGACUCUCUCGACUCCAUCGAUUUUUUAGACAAUGCCCCUCCCCUCCACGGAUACUCAAGCCUUCCAAGUUUCCCAUAUUGGACUCCGCCACAAAAAUUGAAGAGGAGCGAAUGCCCGCAUACGACCGAGGCCUUUUUUAUCCGGUCAAACUUGGCGAUGUUUUCGUAUCCAGGUACCAGGUUCUGAGCAAGUUGGGGUUUGGCGCAAGUUCUACAGUCUGGUUUUGCCGUGACCUCCGUGAGCAUCGAUAUAUUGCUCUAAAAAUCUACAUCCAAGGUGCCGAAGAUCGAGAAGUACGAGUACUUAAGCAUCUUUCGACUAUAAAUACACAUCAUCCCGGAAGCUCUCUCGUCCGUAAAAUGAUAGACGAGUUUGAGAUUGAGGGUCCGAGUGGUAACCAUCAGUGCAUUAUUUAUGAGCCACUUUUAACGAGCCUCUUACAUUUUCAGGCAACCCUAGAUCCAAAAAGUCUUCCCGAGGACUUACUAAAGGGAGCACUGCAACAAAUCUUACACGCCCUAGACUAUCUACACUCGGAAGCUCAGGUAAUACAUACUGAUAUACAAGCCAAGAAUAUUAUUAUUGCCUCUAGAGACGACUCAAUUUUUUGUGAAUGGGAAAAUGCCGAGGAAACUGACCCCAGUCCGCGUAAGAUUGAUGGUCCCCGCAUUGUCUACAAGUCUCGCCCGUUCCAUCGGAAGAAGGGGUGGAGAGGUUUUGGCAUGCCACUUCUCUCAGACUUUGGUGAAGCACGCGUAGGGGAUGUUCACAAUGGGUUGAUUCAACCAGAUAUUUAUCGCGCCCCAGAGGUUAUCCUCGGGAUGAGUUGGACGUCAAAAGUCGACAUAUGGAAUGUCGGGGUAUUAGUCUGGGACCUAUUUGAAGACCAUCAUUUGUUUGAUGGUAGAGCGCCUAAUGGGGAUCAGUCAGACGUACACCUCCUUGCUGAAAUGGAAGCUAUGCUAGGAUCUCCUCCACUUACUUUCCUUCACAAGUCUCCCCAAAGUCAAAAGUACUGGAAUGGUCUAGGUCAAUGGAACGCUGCCGUAGAAGUGCCCCACUACUCACUGGAGGAAUCGGAAGAGUACUUGGAGGGCGAAAACAAAACGAUGUUUUUACUGUUCAUCCGAAAAAUGCUACAAUGGGAUCCGGAGGAAAGACAGAGCGCCCAUGAGCUUCUAUCAGAUCCCUGGUUGAAUUCCCACUAAUAAACCACAAUUUCUCUCUGUUAGUAACCAGGCUUCGGUAUAGUGCAGUGGGUAGCUUUUUGAGACCCUUCUUUUCUCAUGCUGUUAUUCCUUUUCUCUUUCGAACCAUUCAAAAAUGGAUUUAAUCCAUACAAAUUUCUAUUACUACCUUAAGAUAGUGACUACUAAUGCCGAUAUUUGGAUUGCUG